AUGGCUUUGUUGAAGAGGGAAAUUUUGUUGCUCUUGAUUUUUGUGGGUGUUUGUGGCCUUUGCAAUUGCUCUGUGUACAAAGUUGGUGAUAGUGAUGGGUGGACUAUCAUGGGCGAUGUGGACUAUAACCAAUGGGCUUCCUCAAAAACCUUCAAAAUUGGUGACACUCUUGUUUUCGAGUACGAUCAAGACUUUCACAACGUGAUGCAAGUAAGCCAAUCGGACUUCGAAUCUUGCAAUCCAACGGCUCCCAUAGCCACCUACUCCACCGGCAACGACUCCAUCGGCAUCCAUAGCUCCGGCGACUAUUACUACAUAUGUGGCGUUGAGGGCCACUGUAGCCAAUUCGGACAGAAGGUGGAGAUAAGGGUGCCCAAUUCUCCUCGGCCCACUAUUCCAGGCCCAGGCCCAGCUCCCCAUGGGCCUGAAGAAGCUCAACCGAACCCUCCACAGAACCUUCCUACUGUGCCAGUUAGGCCAACCCCACCUUCAAACAAUGCAAAAUCAUAUCUGUCAAAAAAUAUACUGUCUUCUGCUAGUGUUGGGCUGUUGCUUCUACUUAUGAUGGCUUCAAUUGAUGGGUUUAUUUGGACUGUGUGCAUGGCUCUGUUGAAAAGGGAAAUUGUGUUGGUCUUGAUUUUUGUGGGUAUAAUUUGUGGUUUUUGCAAUUGCUCUGUGUACAAAGUUGGUGAUAGUGUUGGGUGGACUAUCAUUGCCAAUGUGGAUUAUAACCAAUGGGCUUCCUCUAAGACCUUCAAAGUUGGUGACACUCUUGUUUUCGAGUACGAUCAAGCAUUUCACAACGUGUUGCAAGUAAGCCGGUCGGAUUUCCACUCAUGCACUCCGGCAGCUCCCAUGGCCACCUACGCCACCGGCAACGACUCGAUCACCAUCCAUAACCCCGGCCACUAUUACUACAUUUGCGGCUUUGCGGGCCAUUGCCAAGCCGGACAGAAGGUCGACAUAAGGGUGCCCAGGUCCACUCGGCCCACUAUUCCAGGCCCAGCCCAGGCUCCCCUCGGGACUGAAGCUCCACAAGACCUUCCUAUCAGGCCGGUUGGGCCAGCCCCUUCUCCAAACGGCGCAGAAUCAAUUCUGCGUAAAAAUGGGCUGUUCUCCAAUACUAUUUUCUCCAAGCUCGAGCAGCAAUGGCUGCACCACUACGAGGGCAAAAAAACCCGCGUCCUCAGCAUCGACGGCGGAGGAACCACCGCCAUUGUCGCCUGCGCCGCCUUGGUCCGCCUAGAGGACCAGAUCCAGGAGAAAACCGGCGAUCCCAACGCUCGCGUGGCUGAUUUCUUCGACAUCGUCGCCGGCACCGGAAUCGGCGCCCUCCUCGCCGCGAUGCUCGUCGCUGACGACGGCUCCGGACGGGCGCUGCACUCCGCGAGAGGCGCCGCCGCGUUCCUGAUGGAGAAUCGUGGCCGGCUUUUCAAAUCGAGAAGCGCCGGCGUCUUCCGACGCCGGACGAGGUUCUCCGGCGGGAGCAUGGACGCCGUACUGAAGGAGGCCUUCCGGAGGGAGGACGGGAAGGUGAUGAAGAUCUCCGACGCGUGCAAGCCGGUGCUCGUGCCGUGCUUCGAUCUGAUCAGCUCGGCGCCUUUUGUGUUCUCGCGAGCCGACGCCGUCGGCUCGUCGAGCUUCGACUUCGAGCUGUGGCGGGUGAUACGAGCCGCGAUAGCGACGCCGCCGGUGCUCAAGCCGUACAAACUGUCGUCCGUGGACGGCACGACGACUUGCCUGGCGGUUGACGGCGGACUCGUGAUGAACAACCCGACGGCGGCGGCCGUCACGCACGUGCUGCACAACAAGCGGGAUUUCCCGUCGGUGACCGGAGUCGAGGAUCUGCUGGUGCUGUCGAUCGGUAACGGACCAAUGAGCAGCCCGUCGGGUCUGAAGCUCCGCCGCGACGGCGAGUGCUCGACGGGGACGGUCGUCGGAAUCGCCCUCGACGGCGUAUCGGAGAGCGUCGACCAGAUGCUGGGCAACGCCUUCUGCUUGAAUCCCCAGGAUUACGUUAGAAUUCAGGCUAACGGCGAGGGGGAAGACGUUCUGGCGGAGAGGGCAAUAGAGUCGUUGCCGUUUGGCGGCAAACGCCUUCUGACGGAGACCAACGGACAGAGGCUCGAAGGGUUUGUGCAGCGGCUUAUUGCGACGGGAAAGGGGAGCCUGCCGCCGAGUCCGUGCAAAGAGACGGCCGUUAGUCCCCUGGUUAACGGCCGUUAG
Striga hermonthica is the source of this 2226-nucleotide messenger RNA. The record is from the annotation of a GenBank genome assembly. NCBI's taxonomy places the organism in Eukaryota, Viridiplantae, Streptophyta, Magnoliopsida, Lamiales, Orobanchaceae.